AUGAGGCUCGCCACAACCCUCCCCUUCCUCACCCUCGCCACGGUGUCCCCCAACCUCCCCCAGGCCCAACCCAGACAAGAAGCAGCCACCGCAACAGCCUCGCCAACACCAACCCGCACUACCACAUCCCCUUGCGAGCAAAGCUACUCAUCCCUCAACCGUGACCGGCCCACCCAACACCCCGACCUCAUCCCAAGCAUGCUAGACGACUUCUCCACCGGCCAAUCCACCAUUACCGACCUCAGCGCGCAGUGCUCCUGGGCGCAAAACUGGUCCCGCACCGCAGCCGGCACAGUCAUCAGCAGCUGGAACGCGGCGCACAGUUCCUGGAUCUCGAAGCACAAAGUUGACGUGACAAACUUCGCGGUUGAAUGUGCGACGGUGUUUGACGAAGUGGACACGGUAGCGAUUAUGCUUGCGCAUGCGGCUACUGAUGUGGGGGGUUGUGUUACUGCGCAGAGGGUGCUGAAUGGCGAGCUGAGUCCGGGUGGUUUGGUGGAGGUUUUGGGGGCUGCUCCGGCUGGGAGUGCGGGUGGUGAUGAGGGGGAUGAUGGGGAGGAGACUGAUGACGAUAGGGAAAGGGGGGCUAGUACCACUAGCACGACGAGCACCAGUACCGCUAGAGCAGCAAGGGAGACUGGUUAUGUGAUGGGUGUGGCGGCUGUGGGGGUUGCUGUUGCGGGUAUGAUGGGCGGCUUGUAG
Molecule: messenger RNA, 702 nt
Organism: Podospora pseudopauciseta
Lineage: Eukaryota; Fungi; Ascomycota; Sordariomycetes; Sordariales; Podosporaceae
Exons: 1
Coding region: 1-702 (233 amino acids)
Source: RefSeq, a predicted model, not a curated record